UCUCUGUCACCCACGCAAAUCGCUCCCCGUAUAGCGCUCGCAGAGUGCAGUGAGGGCCAUGUGCGUGUGUGUAUACGGUGGUACAGACCGGGAAACUGCAGCCAAAUACGUGAGGAUUGGUGACUACCUACAUGUAUAUCAACUCGCUCAAUACGCGCAUAGCUCAGGCGUUGUCUCCGGUCAGGGAACCUCAGGAAGUUUGGAGAAGUGACUAAUGCCAGACUGAUUUGUCUUUUUCAUACUUGCUCGUGUCUCAUGCGAACCCACACACAUACACAUCCAGCCAGUGCAGUCAGCCAGUACAGUGAAGACACACUCACUUCAUCUGACGUUCAGUUCGUGGCAGGCAGGCGCAGAUGACAGUUGUAUAGAAGAACUGAGGAUGUUUCGCUCAGUGCGCGCCGCAUUGUUCUCGGUCUCGGCUAUUGUUUUACUCUGUUCGCUUUUGGAUUCGGCGGGAGCUCAAGGAGCUGUGACGGGGAGAAGGCAGGGAUGGAGAUCGGUCCGAUACGUGGUGGCGUCCAGGACCCCGACAGGGCCAAACGUAUGCGGCAGGGCCUGCUGUACAGGGUGGAGCCUGGACGCUAAUACCGGCCAAUGCAGUCGUCCUCUAUGUAAUUGUCUGAACGGUGGCUUGUGCAUCAGACCCAACGUGUGCCAGUGUAAGCCCAACUUCCGUGGCUACUACUGCCAGUCGCGCGUGGUGAGCGCCUCCACCACUACUCGCUACCGCCCUGCAUCCUCCACGGGAAGCAGUGGCCGCUUCUCCGGCAGCGUCAACAGCGGGCAGGUCGUCAGCUCGAUCGUGAGGGCGUCCUCUACCAUCAACUUCGGCCGACCAACGUCCGGGGGUUCACAAUUAGCGCGAUACACCAUGCGAGGACCGUGUUUCAGACGGGUGAGCAACAACCAGUGCCUGGCCCCUCUUAGCGACGACUCCACCCUUCACGAUGACUGCUGUGCUACGCUGGGUGAGGCGUGGGGUAACACCUGCCACAUAUGUCCUCAACAGUUAGGACGCGAAACACACUGCCAACGAGGUUUAAAGAAAGUUCCGGGGUCGGAGACAAGGUGCAUGGAUGUCAACGAGUGUUCUGCUUUCCACGAUAUCUGCAUGAAUGGCCACUGCAUCAACACGCGAGGAAGCUACCGAUGUUACUGUAAAACUGGCUAUUCACUGGACCCAACCGGGACAAUGUGCACAAUGGACGCGAGGCGGACGUGCUUCCGGCGGGUAUACGACGGCCGAUGCCUGGGGUCCAGCGCCUCGGGACAGCUGACCACCAGGAUGCAGUGCUGCUGCGGCGUGGGUGUGGCCUGGGGCACGACAGCAUGCGAGCUAUGCCCAGCCAGAGAAACAGCUGAGUAUCGUGCAAUGUGCCCACAAGGUACGGGAUACCAUUACGCUCCUGCGGAGACUAGUAACGCUAUUGACACAAAUGCAUGCGCCGAAAACGGCCUACUUUGUGCACACGGUCAGUGCGUGAACACACCGGACGGGUACAAGUGCAACUGCAAACGUGGAUUCAGAGCCACCAAUGAAGGACAGGCUUGUGAAGACAUUGAUGAGUGCCAUGAGGACCAGGAUGUCUGCCAAGGGGGACGAUGCAUCAACUCCAUGGGCAGCUACUUCUGCCGAUGUACCAACAGCCCGGGACUACAGCAGAGUGGUAACACCUGUAGAGACAUCAACGAAUGUCUACGCAGCCCCUGUGGGGUCAAUGAAUGCCUCAACACCUACGGCAGUUACUUCUGCAUGCAGUCUGCAUGCAUCAAAGGCUACCAUUAUGAUUCCAGAGCCCGCCAUUGCAGAGAUAUCAACGAGUGUGAGGAUGAAGACAGUUGUGUUGGCGGCCAGUGUAUCAACCAGCCAGGUUCCUUCCGCUGUGUCUGCCCGCCUGGUUCAACCCUGACUGAGCCCCGAACCUGCACUGAUAUUAACGAGUGUACCGACACUCCAGAUAUCUGCGGCGGCAUGGGAGUGACGUGUGUCAACACUUUUGGCAGUUACACCUGCACGUGCCCAAGAGGAGCAGUGUACGACGAGCAGAUGCGCAACUGCAUCUACGUGGAAUUUGAAACCACUGAAGAACCAACGACCGCUCCUGAAGUAGAGCAAGGCCCGGAGAGGAAGGACUGUUACGCCUCGGUGGACGAUCCCAACUUCUGCAGCAACACGCUGGCGUCCAACGUCACGCGACAGGAAUGCUGCUGCAGCGUGGGGGCCGGCUGGGGCGACGACUGCCAACUGUGGAUCUGCCCACCCCAGAAUUCACCGGAGUAUGAUGAGGUGUGUCCCAUGGGGCCCGGCCAUCAAGAGAUUCAGUUCAUCGACGGACUCCACCCAGUCCUCGAGGCAAACAGAGACACCGGUAUCAAUGAGUGUAAGGUCUUCCCCAACAUCUGUGGUGAGUACACAUGCGCCGAUCGUGACAUGAUGUACACUUGUGAGUGCCCAGACGGCCAGCGGUACAACAUGGACAGCAAGACUUGUGAAGGCAUCAAUGAAUGUGAAGAAUACCCCAACAUCUGCAGGGGCCAACGCUGCAUUGACCUUGAUGUGAUGUACACCUGCGAGUGUCCAGAGGGCUCCCGAUUCAACCUGGAAUACCGGCGAUGUGAGGGAAUCAAUGAAUGUGAAGAAGAUCCUGACAUAUGUGACGGCCAGCCCUGCCUGGAUCUUGUAGUGUUGUACAUGUGUCAGUGCCGUGAAGGGUCUCGAUUUAACACAGCCAGCAUGCGAUGUGAAGGCAUCAAUGAGUGUAUUGAGUAUCCCAACAUCUGUCGAGGUUACCCAUGUCAGGACCUAGAGAUGCUCUAUACUUGCCAGUGCCCUGACGGCUAUGAAUUCAACACUCGCAACAGGCGCUGUGAAGUGGCCAAUGAGUGUACAGCCUAUCCUGGUUUAUGUGGCAAUGGUACCUGUGUGUUUGAUGACAGUGGUUACUCGUGUCAAUGCUCAUCGGGUUAUGAGUACAGCUACCGGAAUCGUGCUUGUCUGCUAACGGAUGACUGUGUGGCUAUCCCCGGCAUCUGUGGUAACGGCACUUGUCACAUGACCGAUGAUGGCUAUGUCUGCCUCUGUGAUGAACCCGGCUACGACUUUGACUACACCCUGGGUGCCUGUGUGUUUAAAGACAUGUGCGAAGCCUAUCCUAACAUCUGCAACAAUGGGACUUGUCGCAGUGAUAUGCAUGGCUAUGAGUGCCUGUGCCCAGACGGGUUUGAGUUUGACAAACAACUCGGCUUCUGUGCAGUGAUGGACCUGUGCAGGAUCCACGGCAGUACCUGUAACAACGGCACCUGUGUGAUCGUCGGAAACACCAUCGAUUGUUUAUGCCCCGACGGACAGCUGUUUGACCGAAGCCAACACGUCUGCACAACUCAGACUACCUGUAACAUGUUUCCAACCAUCUGCAACGAGGGGAAAUGCGUCAUGGAUCCUCGCGGUGGUUUCUACUGUGUCUGCCCACCGGGUCAGGAGUUUCAACGCCACACUCGCACCUGUCAUGAUAAAGACUGGUGCCAAAACAGCCCCUGCGGUAAUGGAACCUGUCAGGUGACGACCGAUAACUACAGGUGCAUAUGCCCUCCUGGCUAUGAGUUCAGAGACGAUUACCUGACGUGUUUAGACAUUAAUGAAUGCAUUGACCAUCCAAACAUCUGUGGGGACGGCCAAUGUAUAAACAGUAUCCCGGGAUAUUACUGUGAUUGCAACCCAGGUUUUGCACUGGACAGCUCUCAAGCAACGUGUGUAGAUAUCAAUGAGUGUGAGCAGAGGCCCUGCGCUGGUGGCCGAUGUAAUAACACUAGAGGGAGCUAUCACUGUGAGUGCCAAACGGGAUAUCAGUAUGACCAGGCAUACAGACAGUGUGUUGAUAUUGAUGAGUGCGAAUCGCGUCCCUGUGGCAACGUCGGUUGCUACAACACCCAGGGCAGCUACUCCUGUAACUGUAACCGCGGUUACACUUUUGAUCAGAGCCAGCAAGAGUGCGUCGACAUUGACGAAUGCCAACUACACUCCGGGCUGUGCGGUAAUGCCACCUGCGUUAACUAUGUGGGCAGGUUUGAUUGCGAAUGUCCACGAGGGUUCAGUCUGGACAGGCAUAUCCGGGCUUGUCUCGACAUCAAGGAAUGUGAUGAUGAGCCGUGUGGUGAAGCCACCUGCCUAGAGCUGGAAGGAUCGUUCCUGUGCCAGUGCCCUACUGGCUAUGAGUUUGACUCACUGACUGGUUCAUGUGUUGACAUUGAUGAGUGCCAAGAAGCUUUCCACACGUGCGGUAACGGGACCUGCCAGAACUUUGACGGCUUCCACCUGUGUUCCUGCCCGCUGGGCUUCGUAUUUGACGAUCUCCUGGCACUCUGCCUUGCUGACAACGACUGCUUCAGCGUGCCAGAUAUUUGUGGUAAUGCGACCUGCGUUCCAACAUCAGAUGACCACAAUUGCGUUUGUCCGGAGGGACAGAAAUACAAUCGCCGAACUAAUCAAUGUAUAGACAUCAAUGAAUGUGUGGAGUCGCCAGGCAUAUGUGGACAGGCCUACUGCACCAACGAACACGGCAGCUACAGCUGUGAAUGCAUCAGUGGCUAUGAGUUUGAUAAAACCAGAAGAUCCUGUGUUGACAUAGAUGAGUGUUCAGUGGAUGAGGAUAUCUGCAAUAAUGGCUACUGCGUUAAUGAGAAUGGUGGCUUCCAGUGCAUAUGUCCCUCGGGUGCAGCGUUCAACUACAACACCAUGUUCUGUGUGCCAACAAGAGGUUUGCCUAGAGAGCCCACAGCAGCUUUCACUGGAGGCAACACUGAAACCAUUAACGAGUGCGACCGGUCCCCGAGCCCCUGCGUGGAUGGCAUCUGCAUUAACGCCGAGCAGGGCUUCAGGUGCCAGUGUCUGACCGGGUACCAGCUUAUCGAAGAUGAGAAUCGUUGUGUUGACAUUGACGAGUGUUCAGCUCAGGAGGAGGUGUGUCUGUAUGGAGACUGUGUCAAUGAGAAGGGAAGCUUCCGUUGUGAAUGCCCUCAGCCACUGACCCUGGACAGCACUGGACGUAGAUGCAUAUCUGUGCUUGGGGUGGUUGGCACUGAGACUGACAACAGGGAGAGUCUGUGUUGGCACAAGACUGACCGGCCUGGCUACGAGACCGUCUGUGGAAUGAUUGUCAACACCGCUCUGACCUAUAAGGCAUGCUGCUGUGGUGGUGGGGUGGGCUGGGGCACCAGCUGUGACCCCUGCCCCCCAUCCGGAGGAUACGAGCACCGUGUUCUCUGCGAGUCUGAGCAACAGCCUAGCCAAGUCAGGCCCGGUGGGGGACCCUCUGCCAUUCGUGAGAAUCCAGACGGCUCAACAGGCUACGGUCACCCGACAGGAGAGGAUGGUCUCUACGCUCCCGGUGAAGGGCCAGGACAGGGACCAAGCGAUGGAACAGGCCAGUAUCCAGAAAGAUAUGAUCCAUCUCAAAAUCCUGCUGGCCAGCCACCAUACACCGGGGGUCAGUCGCCUAACACCGACAGUCAAUCCCCCUAUGGUGCCGGUCAACCAACCUACACUGGCGGUCAGCCACCCUACCAAGGGGGACAGCAACCUUAUCAAGGGGGCCAACAACCAUACCAAGGGGGCCAACAGUCCUACCAAGGGGGUCAACAACCCUACCCGGGGAGCCAACAGUCUUACCAAGGAGGCCAACAACCGUACCCAGGUAGCCAGCAACCAUACCCAGGGGGCCAACAGCCCUACCCAGGGAGUCAGCAAUCUUACACAGGGGGCCAACAACCCUACCAAGGGGGCCAGCAACCCUACCAAGGGGGCCAACAACCCUACCCAGGGGGCCAACAGUCUUACCAAGGGGGUCAACAACCCUACCCGGGGAGCCAACAGUCUUACCAAGGAGGCCAACAACCGUACCCAGGGGGCCAACAGCCCUACCCAGGGAGUCAGCAAUCUUACACAGGGGGCCAGCAACCCUACCCAGGGGGCCAGCAACCCUACCAAGGGGGCCAACAAUACUCUCAGUCUCAGCCUUCACAGACAACCACCAGGGGGACCCAAUCCACGACGUCUGGAACAAAUUACAACCCUAAUCCCAACACCAGACCAACACAGGGCCAAAGACCAAGGCCCCAGCCUAGUGGGACAGGCAGGGGUCCUUCUGGAGGGGCUGGGCCGCAGCAAGGAGGCGGCGCAUGUGAAAGUUUACCGAGGAACGUCUGCGGACAGGGGCGUUGCCUGAACGUGCAGGAAACCUACACCUGCCAAUGUUACGCUGGCUUCUCCUUUGACAAUGACCAAAAGAUCUGUGUCCGAGCACGCUACAAUAGGGGCUGAAUGAACCGAGAUAUUGACCCUGACGGUUCAACUUUGUAGAAAUUCAUUUUAAUUUUUAAUUAAAACUACUGAUGUGCCUAUUAUUGUACAGACGUCGACGUUGUAUAGAAGCAUGCACGUAAUGCUGUCAGGGAAGAGGAUGCAUUCUCUGUUUAUAAUUUUUAUUAUCUCUGUGUUAUGUGUAGUUGAAUUAUAAGCUAAUCUGAUUAAUUUGGCCACGUUUUUGACUAUCAUGGAAUCAGCCCAUUUGUUUAACACUUUUAGUCACUGUACCGCCCCAAACUGCCCUGCAUAUUACUCCCUGUACCGCCCACAAUCACCAAGCACUCUAUGGUUUCAGGUUUUAUGGAUAUGUCAGUGGAUAAACACAAUUUAAUACAAUGUAGUACAGUUGCUUAAUGGGUUACAACUUAAAACAUAGAUGAAAAGCUUGAAAGCCUAUUGAUGGGGAAACACUGAUAACAGACAAAUAUGCAGCAAAAUCUCUGUCUUUUUGUAUUGCUUUAUUUUAGUAAAACACUCUCUUUAGUUUACUCAAUCACUCUCCACAUUUGUAGCAAUGAUUUUGCUGUAUGUUUAAUGGGUUCUGAGGGAACCAUACACAAUUCGUACGCUAAUUGUUAGGGUACCAUAAAUGUCGGGACACUCAAAGAGUACCCCACAACUUGUCCAAAUUUUCCAAAUAAAAACUUUUUCACAAAAGCCUACUCUCGUUGAUACAAGCACUGUUAUUUCCAAUUCUGGUUAUAAACGAAUAUAAGUCCUUGGUACCGACAUGUAUGAGCACAAUGUAUGGGCUGGUCUGUAACAAAAUUCUGAUAAACAUGUAACAAACAUUUUGGCUAGGUCCGGUUGAGUUUGUA
Patiria miniata (bat star) is the source of this 7182-nucleotide messenger RNA. RefSeq names its product fibrillin-1-like. Gene Ontology annotation, molecular function: calcium ion binding. The transcript has 40 exons. The record is from RefSeq and is a predicted model, not a curated record. The coding region runs from base 383 to 6319 and encodes 1978 amino acids. NCBI's taxonomy places the organism in Eukaryota, Metazoa, Echinodermata, Asteroidea, Valvatida, Asterinidae.